GCGCACGCGUAUUCGGCGCCGAGCGGGCCUGAUAUAAUAUCCCCGCGCUCCCGGCAACCCUCUUGCACCUGGCCGGCUGUCCGAGAGGGUGCUGAACAGUUCUUGUCAGGAACACACACAGGGGACAGACAUGGCAGAGAAGCAAGUCGAGCAAUUCUACGCACCGCCACCCAAGCUCGGAAAAUGGGAAGCCUUUUCGAUCUUCUUAUGGAACCCCGAGACGCACCAAUUCCUCGGCCGCACCGGCGCUAGUUGGGCAAAAAUUCUCCUUUUCUACGUCCUGUUCUACACAUUUCUGGCUGGGUUUUUCUCCGCGAUGCUUGCCAUUUUCUACCAGACUCUGGACAUGAGGAUCCCGAAACGAGAGCUAGAUGGAUCCUUAAUCGGAGACAACCCAGGUCUGGGUUUCCGUCCAAUGCCUCCAGAGACAAACGUCGAGAGUACUCUAAUCUGGUACAAGGGAUCAGAUGAGAAUAACUAUAAAUAUUGGGUAGAAGAGCUUGACAAAUUUUUAGAGCCAUACAGAAAGCCUGGCCAAUCAGCAAGUAUAGGACAGAACAUUCAGACUUGCUCCUAUGACAAUGAGCCAGCUGAUGGGAAAGUCUGUGAAGUUGAUGUAAAUGAUUUUGCUCCUUGCACUGAGGCAAACAAUUAUAACUACCCCAAAUCUGCUCCAUGUAUAUUCCUUAAGCUGAAUAAGAUAUUUAACUGGAUGCCUGUGUUUUACAAUGACACUGACCUACCUGAAAAGAUGCCUCAAGAUCUAAAGGUUCAUAUUCGCGAGGAGAAAUUGCGGAAUCCAAGAACGAUCAACACAGUAUGGGUAAGCUGUGAAGGUGAAAAUCCAGCAGAUGUUGAGAAUAUUGGCCCCAUACAGUACAUCCCACGCCGAGGAUUUCCUGGAUACUUCUUUCCAUUCAAAAAUUAUGAGGGAUACCUAAGCCCGCUUGUUGCUGUUUUCUUUGAGAGGCCUGUCCAUGGUGUAUUGGUCAACAUUGAGUGCAAGGCCUGGGCUCAAAACAUUGUACAUGACAGAAUUGAAAGGCGAGGUUCAGUGCACUUUGAAUUAAUGGUUGACUAAAUGAAACUUUAUGGAGAUGAAUCAGUGUAAGUGUGACCUAGAAUGAGAGGAAAAGUGUCAUCAUGAAGAGAUUAAGUUUUCAACAGGAGAUACGUGUUGCAGUUACCAGCAAGGUGGAGAAAGGUCCUUCACUUCAUUGUUAUAAGUACUAGUACUUAUGUAGUACCAUGAAGUAAUAAUGUAGACAAAGUUAGAAAUGUCUGCUUUGGAAGUAAAAUUUUACAUUUCAGUUUAUUUUUACCAUCAUCAUCAGUGGUGAAGUAUCAUUUUGGAUAUUAUUGAUCAUGAAUGUGUUGUUUGUGAUGUUAUUUUUCUAAAGUAGUAAUGCUAUGGACUGCUGAUUGCUUACAGUUUCAUUAUAAAUAUUUGUAAAUAUAUAUUUGUUUCAGCACACUAUUUAUAUUCCAUUACAGUGGUACACAAAUGUUUUAUAUGUGUCAAUGAUACUUAAAUAGUUAUAGUGCAUAAAUGAGAUGAGAUGCUGAAUGUAUUUAUCUUAUUUUAAAUCAAGUGUAUGUACACAAUAUGAAUGUGUGAUUAAAAUAAAGUGUUAAAUUUGUGAUUCACUAAUGUUAAAUUGUUGCGUUGAUAUGUGUAAAUAAAACAUAUAAUGCUAAUGAAAUGUUUCAAAUGUAGAAUAACAUAAAGAAACUGCCUUUAAUAAUAGUAUUACUUUUAAUUGUUCAUUCCUGGUGGUGCGAUAUGUACAGAAAUACUGUAUGAUUCUUUUAAAAGAAUCUACUGUAUAAAUUUUGUAAGAUUGUCUUGGUAGUAAGUUCAUGUAAGACCUCAUACAAGGCUGCACACAAAAACCUGCUGCAAGGUACGAAGUUUAUUUUUGAUGCAUACCUGUUAGCUUAAAGAUAAGUAUGAAAGUGCAGUUCUAUUGUUACAAAUGAAGCAAACAGCUGAUUACCUUUGCAAAUGUGUAACCAAAACAAACACUUUGUUGUAAUAAAAUGAUAACACAGAAUGGAAAUUUAUUGUAAUGUUAUUGUUAUAUGAAAUUGGAAUGCUCCACAUUUACAUUCAGUAAACUAUAAUAUUUCUAAAUAAAUGUUUGAUUAGUAAAACAAUUUGCAGCUUUGAGUUGGUGUAGAUACCAACGCUUACAGUUGAUCCUUUUUUUUACAAUGUCACAGAGAUAAUUCUUUUGUAUGUGCUACAAGUAAUGAAGCUAUUUGAAAAAAAGUUCUUUAAAUCCUUUUGUAUGUACAUUGAGUUUAUGUUAGUCAUGAGUCUUUUAGUUGUAUGUAAUAAUUUUGGAGAAGCAGGAGAAAGGCUUAAUUUUCUUAUUGAAAAUAGAUAAAGUAUAUUCAUAGAUUUUCUUUAAGUAUGGCUCAAUGAAUUUUCCACGUGGUCUGGUUGAAGGAUGAGUUAUAAUUUAGUUAACUGAAAGUAGGAAUAUGAUGCUGUACCAAAACUUUGAUACUAUGCAUCUAAUGAA
Molecule: messenger RNA, 2528 nt
Organism: Schistocerca nitens (vagrant locust)
Lineage: Eukaryota; Metazoa; Arthropoda; Insecta; Orthoptera; Acrididae
Gene: nrv3
Product: sodium/potassium-transporting ATPase subunit beta-2
Exons: 7
Coding region: 131-1081 (316 amino acids)
Biological process (GO): sodium ion export across plasma membrane; potassium ion import across plasma membrane; intracellular sodium ion homeostasis
Cellular component (GO): sodium:potassium-exchanging ATPase complex
Molecular function (GO): ATPase activator activity
Source: RefSeq, a predicted model, not a curated record